AAUCAUCUCGAAUCAGUGGGCAACGUAAUCUUCAGUAAAGAAAAUGAUUCUCCUAAGCUUCGAGAAAUGAGUUCAAAACUGGCAGAAGUGAUGAAACAGGACGGGGCUUUGGCAGUCGUUCAACUAUCACAUGGUGGGCGUCAAACGCAGGAAGCAGUGAAUAUGCAUCCAUUUUCAUGUUCCGAUAUUGCGAUUCAAUCAAAAUCAGUCCCAAUGAGAUUCGGAACUCCGAUAGCACUCACUGAAGCGCAGAUUAAAACUGAGGUUGUCGAUCGAUUUGUAUAUGCAGCGAAGUUUGCUUAUGAACACGGUGAGUUUGCUUGCUGCACAAUCAAAAUAUCAUUUUUUGUUACAUUAUUAGUUUAA
Molecule: messenger RNA, 366 nt
Organism: Haemonchus placei
Lineage: Eukaryota; Metazoa; Nematoda; Chromadorea; Rhabditida; Trichostrongylidae
Source: the annotation of a GenBank genome assembly